Messenger RNA from Xenia sp. Carnegie-2017, 1089 nucleotides. RefSeq names its product myosin-11-like. Lineage: Eukaryota; Metazoa; Cnidaria; Anthozoa; Malacalcyonacea; Xeniidae. The coding region runs from base 1 to 1089 and encodes 362 amino acids. Gene Ontology annotation, molecular function: ATP binding; actin filament binding; microfilament motor activity. Gene Ontology annotation, cellular component: cytoplasm; vesicle; myosin complex. Gene Ontology annotation, biological process: vesicle transport along actin filament; actin filament organization. The transcript is spliced from 9 exons. The record is from RefSeq and is a predicted model, not a curated record.
AUGGUCAUAAAAUUUUGGCACCAUCUGAAAGUGUUUUUUUUCAUUAAUUUCCAGCAAGUUGGUGUUCUUGGUCUUCUGGAUGAGGAAUGUUGGUUCCCCAAGGCGUCCGACAAGAGUUUUGUUGAAAAACUAGAAAAAGAGUUAUCCCAAAAUCCCAAAUUGAAAAAACCAGAUUUCAGAUCCAAUGCAGAAUUUUGUAUCAUUCACUAUGCAGGCAUGGUGGAUUAUAAUGCUGAAAAAUGGUUGAUGAAGAACAUGGAUCCUUUAAAUGAUAACAUCGUUACUUUGUUUCAAAAUUCAAGUGAUUCUUUUGUCUCUUCAUUGUGGAAGGACACAGAAAACAUUGUGAGUCUGGGUGCAACUGGAGGUUCUGACUCACCAUUUGGAUCAAAAGUCCGAAAAGGAAUGUUUAGGACUGUCGGUCAAUUAUACAAGGAACAACUUACCAAACUCAUGAAUGUAUUGUCGAACACCAACGCAAAUUUCGUCCGUUGUAUUAUUCCUAACCACGAGAAACGGGCAGGUAAGAUUGACUCUCACCUGGUGUUGGAUCAAUUGAAAUGUAACGGUGUCCUCGAAGGAAUUCGUAUUUGUCGUCAAGGUUUCCCAAACAGAAUUGCUUUCCAAGAAUUCAAACAACGUUAUGAAAUCCUUACUCCCAACUUGAUUCCUGAGGGAUUUAUGGAUGGUAGAAAAGCUGCCCAACAAAUGUUGGACUUUCUUGAACUGGAUAAAAACAGCUAUCGCGUUGGUCAAUCGAAGAUAUUUUUCCGCGCGGGAGUUCUCGCUAAGCUCGAGGAGGAUCGUGACACGAAGUUGACCGAGAUCAUUACGAUAUUCCAAGCAUUCUGUCGUGGUAACCUGGCCCGUAAGAACUACGAAAAACGAACUCAGCAGUUGAACGCUAUCAGAGUACUACAGAAGAAUUGCUUGAAUUACCUGAAGUUUCGUAACUGGCCUUGGUGGCGUCUAUUUACUAAGACAAAAAUUACGGUGGUUUUCAAUCUUGAUUUUGCUCCAUGCUUGUCGCACUCUAUAGAUAAAGUGCGAAAGAAACUAAAGAAACUUGUCUUGUUUAAGCAUCAGUAG